Messenger RNA from Cynara cardunculus var. scolymus (artichoke), 713 nucleotides. RefSeq names its product protein PLANT CADMIUM RESISTANCE 2-like. The coding region runs from base 65 to 592 and encodes 175 amino acids. The record is from RefSeq and is a predicted model, not a curated record. NCBI's taxonomy places the organism in Eukaryota, Viridiplantae, Streptophyta, Magnoliopsida, Asterales, Asteraceae. The transcript is spliced from 4 exons.
UAAUCAACUUAAUAAACACUUACCACCACCAAUCCAAACAAUCAACUCAUUUAGUUUUCAAAUCAUGUACUCUUCAUCAGAGCCAAGUGAGCAACCACCACCAUCAGACGGCCAACCAUCAUUAGCGUCUUUGCAAUCACAAUAUGCCGUCGGCAUAUCGGCUUCCGCCAUGAUGUCAACACACAAAUGGUCCUCUGGCCUUUGUGAUUGUUGCUCUGAUGUUUCUAUCUGUUGCUUAAUAUGUUGGUGUCCAUGUAUUCCUUUUGGCCAAAUCGCCGAGAUUGUAGACAAGGGAAACACUUCCUGUGAUGUCCAUGGAGCCCUUUACACGGUAAUUCUUCUACUUACUGGAUGCCAAUGGAUAUAUUCUUUUAUGUAUCGGUCUAAAAUGAGACAACAAUACAUGUUGUCUGAGGAACCCUGCAACGAUUGUCUUGUCCAUUGUUGUUGUGAGCGGUGCGCCAUAUGCCAAGAGUAUCGUGAGCUUCAACAUCGUGGGUUCGAUAUGUCUCUUGGAUGGCAUGGAAAUAUGGAGAGGCAAAAUCAAGGAAUCGUGAUGCCACCUUUUGCUCAUACAGAAAUGAAACGUUGAUUAUGUUGACAGUUGAAAAAUCCUUAAAUUAUUAAAUACAUUAAAGAUUUUACAUAUUAUAUAAAUAUGUUGUACAACAUGUGGUUUGUAUUAUUCCUUUAAAAAUAARUAGUUUUUUCUA